UCGGGGCGGGACUUCCGGCCCGUCCUCGUGGCUGCCAUCUUGGCAGCGUUUCGGGGCGUCUGGCUGCGGAGCGCCUGGUGGGGCCGAGCUGAGCGAACCCUUCAGUGCAGGAGGAGGCCUGGCGACGCCGCCCGCGGGUCCCGCGCCAGGGCCGGGAUCGGGACCGCCGCGCCCACGGAGCCCGAUGGCGGUGGCCGCGCUGAGCGGCCCGGCUCAGGACCAUUUGACCUUUGAGGAUGUGGCCGUGUACUUCUCCUGGGAGGAAUGGAGGCUCCUUGAUGAGGUUCAGAGGCACUUGUACUGCGAGGUGAUGCUGGAGAACUUUUCACUGUUAUCCUCCCUGGGUUGCUGCUCUGGAGCAGAGGAAGCAGAGGCACCCUUUGAACAGAACCUUCUUGUGGGAGUGUCACAGGCCAGGACGCCCAAGGCAACUCUGUCUUCCCAGAAAACCCAUCCCUGUGAGAUGCAGAGUCCUGUUUUGAGAGAAAUUUUGGCUGAGCACCAGGGAACACAACACAGCCAUCAAGUAUUCAGUUGUAGGGUAUGUAUGAAACAAUUUUAUGUUACUGCAAACUUUGAAAAACACCAGAAGCAGCAUAUGGAAAAGAAACCCAUCAAAAGCAGUAUAGACAGGGCCUUGUUUGUGAAGACCUACAAAUUCUAUGCGUCAGGGAAUCCCUUUAUCUGUGAGAAAGUUGGGAAGGACUUCCUGACCACCUUGGGAUGUCUCCAACAGGCUACUCAUACUGGGAAAAAGCCAAACAAAAUCACCCAGUGUGGAGUAACUUUACAAAGCAGAAAAAGUUGUUACACUUGGGAAGAAGAUAAGAAUACCUUUGGUCCCAAACACAUACUUGUUCAGGAUGAGUGUGUCCACACUAGAAGACAGUGUUUUGUGUGCCAUGAAUGUGGGAAAACAUUCAGGUAUAUAUCCUCAUUUGUUAUUCACAAGAGAGUGCACCUUGUUUCAAGGCUUCACAUGUGUGGCGAAUGUGGCAGAUCUUUUAGGCAAAGCACAACCUUCCAUCAGCAUAAAAGAUUUCAUACUCGGACAAGGCAGUACAAGUGCAGCAAAUGUGGGAAAUUUUUUACCAAUAGCUCAGUAUUCAUUUUACACCAGAGAGUACACAAAGGAGAAAGGCUUUUUGAGUGCAAUAAAUGUGGGAAAGCUUUUACAAGUAGCUCUCAACUCAUUCUACACAGGAGAGUACAUACAGGAAAAAGGCCUUACAAGUGCAGUGAAUGUGGGAAAUCCUUUAGCCAUCAGUGUUACUUCAUUCAACACCAAAGAAGUCAUAGUGGGAAAAGGUCUUAUGAGUGUAGUCAGUGUAGGAAAUCUUUUACCUCUCCCUCUGGCCUCCAUUAUCAUCAGGGAGCUCACAAUGGAUUGAAGCCUUAUGUGUGUAGUGAAUGUGGGAAAUCUUUUGCUUCUACCUCUGCCUUCAGGUAUCAUCACAAGACUCAUGAUAGAGAAAGGCCUUAUGAGUGUAGUGAAUGUGAAAAAUCUUUCACCAGGAGUUGGGCACUCACUCGACAUCAGAGAGUUCACACCGGAGAAAGGCCUUAUGUAUGCAGUGAAUGUGGGAAAUCUUUUACUCAAAGAUAUCGCCUUCUUAUACACCAGAGAGUUCACACAGGAGAAAGGCCUCAUGAGUGCAGUGAAUGUGGGAACUCUUUUAUCUCUAGGUAUGCCCUCCGUUGUCAUCAGAUGGUUCACACAGGAGAAAAACCUUAUGAGUGCAGUGAAUGUGGGAAAUCCUUUAGAGAUAGUUCUCAAUUGAGUGAACAUCAGAGGAUUCACACUGGAGAAAGGCCUUAUGAGUGCACUGAAUGUGGGAAAUCAUUUAGAUACAAAUCUUACUUUUCUCAACACCAGAGACUUCAUACAGGAAAAAGAUCUUACGAAUGUAGUCAAUGUAGGAAAUCUUUUACCUUUAUCUCUGGACUCCGUUAUCAUCAGAGAGUUCAUUCAGGAUCAAAGCCUUAUGAGUGUAGUGUAUGUGGGAAAUCUUUUACCUCUAACUCUGCCCUCAGGUAUCAUCACAAGAUACAUAAUAGAGAAAGGCCCUAUGAGUGUAGUGAAGGUGAGAAAUCUUGUACAAGGAGUUUGGCACUUACUGGACAUCAGAGAGUUCACACUGGAGAAAGGUCUUAUGCAUGCAGUGAAUGUGGGAAAUCUUUUGCCCAAAGAUAUCGCCUUGUUAUACACCAUAGAAUUCACACAGGAGAAAGGCCUCAUGAGUGCACUGAAUGUGGAAAAUCUUUUACCUCUAGCUCUACUCUCCGUGAUCAUUACAUGGUUCACACAGGAGAAAAACCUUAUGAGUGCAGUGAAUGUGGGAAAUCCUUUAGGGAUAGUUCUCAAUUGAGUGAACAUCAGAGGAUUCACACUGGAGAAAGGCCUUAUGAGUGCACUGAAUGUGGGAAAUCAUUUAGAUACAAAUCUUACCUUUCUCAACACCAGAGACUUCAUACAGAUAAAAGAUCUUAUGAGUGUAAUCAAUGUAAGAAAUCUUUUGCUUUUAUCUCUGGACUCCGUUAUCAUCAGAGAGUUCACUCAGGAUCAAAGCCUUAUGAGUGUAACGAAUGUGGGAAAUCUUUUACCCAUAGUUCAUCACUCUUAAGACACCGAAGAGUUCACACAGGAGAAAGGCCUUACAAGUGCAGUGAAUGUGGGAAAUCCUUUAUCCAAAGGAGUCAACUUCUUAUACACCAGAGAGUUCAUACAGGGGAAAGGCCUUAUGAAUGCACCGAGUGUGGGAAAUCCUUUACCUCUGUUUACACCCUCCGUUGUCAUCAGAGAGUUCACUCAGGAUCAAAACCUUAUGAGUGUAGCGAAUGUGGAAAAUCUUUUACCCAUAGCUCAACACUCAUUCGACACCAGAGGCUUCACACAGGAGAAAGGCCUUAUGAAUGCAGCGAAUGUGGGAAAUCCUUUAUCUCUACUUUUACCCUCCGUUGUCAUCAGAGAGUUCACUCAGGAUCAAAGCCUUAUGAGUGUAGUGAAUGUGGGAAAUCUUUUACCUAUAGGUCAACACUCAUUCGACACCAAAGAGUUCAUACUGGAGAAAGGCUUUAUGAGUGCAGUGAAUGUGGGAAGUCCUUUAUCCAAAGACACCACCUUAUUAUACACCAGAGAGUUCAUACAGGAGAAAGGCCUUAUGAGUGCACCAAAUGUGGAAAAUCCUUUAUCUCUACUUCCAACCUUCGUUGUCAUCAGAGAGUUCACAAGAGAGAAGACUUAAAUGUGCAAAGGAAUGUGGAAUUCCCUUGUUCAGUGUAACAUCACUGGAAGAAACCUUGAGGACCCAUAUGCCUGAAUUCAAACUCAGAUAGCCAGUUGUCCACGGUAGGGAGAUUACCCUUAGGUUUCACUUAUGAGAGAAGCAUAUGCAGUUUCUACCUUGCCAGGGUUCUUGCCAGACUUACGUCACUGCCAUUUUCUAUUAAAGCUAUCUUCACCAUGUCCUACAACCCUGAUGUCUACAGUUCUAUGGGUGAUAUUAACUGAUUUUAAGAACAUAGGGGUCACCAUGACUGACUCUGAAUCAGUAGUGAUUGGAGAAGACUGAAUGGAAUGUGCCUCUUCUAAUGGCAUCCACAGAUGGUCAUGUGACAGUGACUGUAGGACCAGUGUGUACCUAAAUCUCAGGAUCUCCUGGCAUGUUUAUCUUUUGUAGCUGAAGUCAUUGUCAGAGAAAAUUAAAGCUUUUGUAGCCUCUCAGCAAUGUUUCCCUCAAGGACAUUGCUGCAUAGGCAGAAAACAAAGAGAAAGUCCAGACAUGGCUUUUGUGACCCAGCCAGCAUUCCUGUUGACUCCAGUGUAAAUGUCCUUUACUACUAAUUAGUAUUUGCUGACACUGAGGGAAGACCACACAGGACAUGAGAAGAUAGGGUGGGGUCAAUAUAGUGUGACCAAAUGUAUUUUCCAAAAAGAGUGGGGUGUAACAGAUUUUAUCUUGAGCCAUUUUUUUAAAGCUUUAUUGAGGUAUAAUUUACAUGUACUAAAUUUGCACAUAGAGUAUUUGGUAUGUUUUGACAUACAUAUGUACCUGGGAAAACAUCAUCAUCUUCACAGUAAUGAUAAUAUCUAUCACUUUAUUUGCCUGCUGUCCUUCUGUAGUCUCUCCCUGCCCUUCACAGCCCUCCAAAUAAACACUGGUUUACUUUUCCUUAAUAUAGAUACCUUUGUAUUUUCUAGAGUUAUGUGAUUUGAAUCAUUAAAUGUUUUACUUUUUUUUCUGACUUACGUUGCAUAAUUUGAGUUUGAUCAAUGACAAAAAUAGCUCAACUUUCUAUUUUGGCUGUCUUUGGAUAUACCACUAUUUAUUCAUUCAUCUUUAUAGACAUUGGGUUAUUUCCAGUUUUUUGACUAUUGUAAAUAAAGCUUGUACAAACGUC
Molecule: messenger RNA, 4401 nt
Organism: Manis pentadactyla (Chinese pangolin)
Lineage: Eukaryota; Metazoa; Chordata; Mammalia; Pholidota; Manidae
Product: zinc finger protein 850-like
Exons: 3
Coding region: 185-3283 (1032 amino acids)
Biological process (GO): negative regulation of transcription by RNA polymerase II
Molecular function (GO): RNA polymerase II cis-regulatory region sequence-specific DNA binding; DNA-binding transcription repressor activity, RNA polymerase II-specific
Source: RefSeq, a predicted model, not a curated record